Molecule: messenger RNA, 1899 nt
Organism: Rhinolophus ferrumequinum (greater horseshoe bat)
Lineage: Eukaryota; Metazoa; Chordata; Mammalia; Chiroptera; Rhinolophidae
Gene: PLA2G7
Product: phospholipase A2 group VII
Exons: 12
Coding region: 187-1455 (422 amino acids)
Molecular function (GO): 1-alkyl-2-acetylglycerophosphocholine esterase activity
Source: RefSeq, a predicted model, not a curated record
GGUGGAGGGAACAAUAAGCACACAGUCCUGGGAACAAGCUCGAUGUGUUCCAGGCAGAGCUGGAAGUCAGUGUGACUAGAGUAAGGAGAGGGAAGAGGAGAACCUAGGAGUGAGGCGGAGGGUCCGGGUUGUGCAGAGCCGCAUAGGCUGAGAGCGUUAAGCUGAAACCGCUGCUCAGCUUCCAAGAUGCGGCCGCCCACAUUGCAUGUGCUUCUCAGCCUUUGCAGCUGCCUCCCUCUGGUUCAUCCUUUUGACUGGCAAGACCCUGUUGCCCACAUUGAACCAUCAGCACUGAUCAGUAAAUUACAAGCUCUGAUGGCUGCUGCAAAGUUUAACCAAACUAGAAUCCCCAAAGGAAAUGGACCUUAUUCCGUCAGUUGUACAGACUUGAUGUUUAAAUACACUGAUAAGAGUACCUUCUUGCGUUUGUAUUAUCCAUGCCAAGGUGAUGAGCUCUCUGAAACCAUUUGGAUCCCAAACAAAGAGUAUUUUUUUGGUCUUAGUAAAUUUCUUGGAACAGGCUGGCUUAAGGGCAAAAUUUUGCACUCAUUAUUUGGAUCAAUGACAAUUCCUAUAAGCUGGAAUUCCCCUCUGAGGACCGGUGAAAAAUAUCCACUAAUUGUUUUUUCUCACGGUCUUGGAGCAUUCAGGACAAUUUAUUCUGCUAUUGGCAUGGACCUGGCAUCUCAUGGGUUUAUUGUUGCUGUCGUAGAACACAGAGAUAGAUCCGCCUCUGCGACUUACUACUACGACGACCAAUCUGCUGCAGAAAGAGGGGAAAAGACGUGGCUCUAUCUUAAAACUCUAAAACCUGGGGAGGAGGAAGUGCCUCUACGAAAUGAGCAGGUACAGCUAAGAGCAAAGGAGUGUUCCCAAGCUCUCGAUUUGAUACUUGGCGUUGACCAUGAAACGGACAAUGUAUUGGAUGUAGAGUUUGAUAUAGAACAACUGAAGGACUCUAUCGAUAGCAAUAAAAUAGCAAUAAUGGGACAUUCUUUUGGUGGAGCCACAGUUAUUCAGGCUCUUAACGAUGACCAGAGAUUCAGGUGUGGUAUUGCCCUGGACGCAUGGAUGCUUCCACUGGCUGAAGAAGUACUCUCCGAUUUUUCUCAGCCCCUUUUUUUUAUCAACUCUGAACGGUUCCAAAAUCCUGCUAAUAUCAUAAAAAUGAAAAAAUGCGACUCACCUGGUAAAGAAAGGAAAAUGAUUACAAUCAAGGGUUCAGUCCAUCAGAAUUUUGCUGACUUCACUUUUGCAACUGGCAAAAUUAUUGGACUUAUGUUUAGCUUACAAGGAACAAUAGAUUCGAAGGUAGCUAUUGAUCUUAGCAACAAAGCUUCACUGGCAUUCUUACAGAAGCAUUUAGAACUUCAGAAAGAUUUUGAUCAGUGGAAUGAUUUGAUUGAAGGGAAAGAUGAAAAUCUUAUUCCAGGGACCAACAUUGACACAGCCUAGCAACAUGGCAAUCUACAGAACUCUACAGGAACAGAGAAACAGAAUUUAGAUUAAAAGUCUUUUUUUCCCCCAAAGUCUUAUUUUAAAACGGUCUCAAAGUGUGUGUGUGUGUGUGUGUGUGUGUGUGUGUACACGCACAUGUGUGAUUUUAAUGUAUUUUCCCAAUGCACUCAUAUUAAAACAUUUAGGCUAUACCAUACUAGUGAUUGAAGCUUCGAUUAACGUAUUUUUCCUUCAAAUGUAAACUGCUGUAUAAAAUUCAUACCAGCCUAAAUUUUACUUUUCCUAAAAUUAUCCUUUUGUAGUGCUCAAGUUGAUAACUGUUUUUACAUUUCUUUAAUGAACAAGGAUAUUAAAAUAGGCAUGAUGCCAAUGAAAACAUGUUGCAAUAGCAUAAUACUCCCUAAAAAUGCAAUAAAAACAGAUUUUCUUGCCUCUCUUUUC